This is a messenger RNA of Cherax quadricarinatus, 218 nucleotides long. The record is from RefSeq and is a predicted model, not a curated record. NCBI's taxonomy places the organism in Eukaryota, Metazoa, Arthropoda, Malacostraca, Decapoda, Parastacidae.
AAGACAAGCAGGAAGAAGACAAAACAGGAAGAUGACAAGCAGGAAGAAGACAAGCAGGAAGAAGACAAGCAGGAAGAAGACAAGCAGGAAGAAGACAAACAGGAAGAAGACAAGCAGGAAGAUGACAAGCAGGAAGAAAAGACAAGCAGGAAGAGAAGCAGGAAGAAGACAAGCCAGGAAGAUGACAAGCAGGAAGGAAACAAACAGGAAGAAGACAA